CAUAAACAGUAGGUCUGACAUGUUUUAGACCGGCUCAGUCCUAACUGGACACAUUUGUGUUGCAAAUUAUAGCAAAUGUACGUUCUUUAGGCCUUACUGUGAGUACCACAGAUGGAAAACUAUUUUAAGAUGAUUAGUGAGAACCCACAUUUGGGCCCUUCCAUCGCACAAUAAGCAAGCUAUCCUUGGGGACUGUACUUGGAUCACGUGGACAUGACCGAGAGUGUGGGAGGUUUAUUGGAUGAGAAAUUGUCAUUUGUAUUGACCAUCACAGCUGACCACUGCAGGGGAGCGAAAACGCGUUUCAUAAAGACCGAAAGAUCCGGCAGCGGUGAACACUGGGAGUAAACUGGUCCGCAAGCAUGGCAGAAGGGGUGUGUAAGACCGAGGAGGAUGAAGGACCGAGUACAGAGGAGGAUUCACAGUCUUUCCACGGGGUCGGCGUGUGUAAAUGGUUCAACGUCCGCAUGGGCUUCGGGUUCCUGUCCAUGACCAACCGAGAGGGCGUGCCACUGGACGAACCAGUUGAUGUGUUUGUUCAUCAGAGCAAGUUGCACAUGGAAGGCUUCCGCAGCCUGAAGGAGGGAGAGGCAGUCGAAUUUACCUUCAAGAAGUCAUCAAAGGGCCUGGAGUCACAGCGAGUUACAGGACCAGGUGGCAUCCACUGUGUGGGCAGCGAGCGACGACCCAAAGGCAAGAAGGUCCAGAAAAGACGUUCAAAGGGAGACAGGUGCUACAACUGCGGAGGCUUGGACCACCACGCCAAAGAAUGCAAGUUACCACCACAGCCUAAGAAGUGCCAUUUCUGCCAGAGCAUUAACCACAUGGUUGCCAACUGCCCAAUCAAAGCACAACAGUCCUCACCAGGUUCUCAGGGAAAACCAUCCCCCUUGAAAGGAGAUGAAGAGGAGCACAGCCACUCAGCACUGCCUCCCAAGACCUCUGAUUAAACGGGGAAUCGGGCAACUGACACCGGGGAAGCACAAAGGCCAAUCAAACUGCUUUGAUGGAGGGAUGGGACACAACAAUCCCCUUCCACCUGUUGAAGCUGCUUUUGGAACUACCUCAGGUUAAAACAUUGCUCAUGAAGAAUGUUGCUGAAGUUUUUUUUUGUUUGUUUUCAUUUGGUGUAAUACUCAGGAAUACUGCGUAUUAUUGCACUCAGGACGCUUUCUCAGUAUAUGAAUCACUGCUGUUUUGGGGGGGGUUUUAGAUUGUAGUGAGCAAUACCAAAUAGUGAAUUAUCUUGAUACAUUUUUGUAGAAUCUGUUUCUUUUAUGUGAAACUGUGCCUCUCCUGUGGGCAUUAUACCUCUUUUUUGCGUGAUACCAGUCAGUGUGUUUAGUACAGAGCUACACUUUUGCUGCCUUACCAUUUAGUCCCCUUCCUGACUGUUACACCUCACUAUCUGACAAGGCAGAGACAUGACAGAUUGUACCUCUGUAAUAAGUGUUAUUUUGCAUAUCGCAUAGGGGAGGGUUCGUGAAAACUCUUGGGACGGGUUUCAGGUUAUAGGCAAUGAAUUAACAUCUGCCGAUACUGUAAUCGACCAUCCAGCUUUCCUGGGGCCAAAUGAAUGUCAGACCAGAAAUGGUUUCCAGUUUCUGGUCAAUAGUUUUUUGUUUGUUUGUUUUGUUUUGUUUUUGUGUUUUUAUCCAGCAUCUUGCUGGCUGUCUAAAGGUGCGCAGUCUACCUCACUGGUGCAUGUUUGGUCUGCUACUAAAGCUAUCAUCUUAACUGCUGAUGCUAAACAAAACAUUCUUAGAGUACGGCUUUGGAGAUUGUGAUUUGAAUUGGGAUUAUAUUAAAUCCUUUUUGCACUACA
This is a messenger RNA of Monopterus albus (swamp eel), 1825 nucleotides long. It is a transcript of the gene lin28aa, whose product is annotated as lin-28 homolog Aa. Gene Ontology annotation, cellular component: cytoplasm; nucleus. The record is from RefSeq and is a predicted model, not a curated record. Bases 363 to 950 code for a protein of 195 amino acids. Gene Ontology annotation, biological process: pre-miRNA processing. Gene Ontology annotation, molecular function: mRNA binding; zinc ion binding. The transcript is spliced from 4 exons. NCBI's taxonomy places the organism in Eukaryota, Metazoa, Chordata, Actinopteri, Synbranchiformes, Synbranchidae.